AUGCGAAAUCCUAUGAUGAGUAUAUACUCGUAUAUAGAUGCUUAUGCUGUUGAUUGUGAAAUGUGCUACACAGUUAAAGGCGUCGAAUGGACAAAAGUUACCGUUGUCGGUAUGGACGGAAGUGUUGUAUACGAUUCAUAUGUGAAACCUGACCAUGAAAUAGUCGACUACAAUACCCGAUUUUCUGGAAUUACGGCACAACAUAUGGCAAUGAAGAAUACUCAAAACAUCAGACAGGUACAGAGGGAUUUGAUGAAGUUCAUCCACGAAGGGACGAUUCUAAUUGGCCACGCAUUGGACAAUGACUUGCGGGCCUUGAAGCUAGUUCAUCAAAACAUUGUUGACACUGCUCAUGUAUUUCCUCACAAAAAUGGUCUUCCAUAUCGAAGGUCGCUGAAGGAUUUGGUAUCGACCAUUUUGAAUCGUAAUAUACAGAUAGGAGCAAUAGGUCACGACAGUUAUGAGGAUGCUGUCGCUUGCUUGCAGCUAAUGUUCUGGAAAGUGAAAGCGNAGAGAACAGAUUGA
Leptinotarsa decemlineata (Colorado potato beetle) is the source of this 525-nucleotide messenger RNA. RefSeq names its product putative exonuclease GOR. Gene Ontology annotation, cellular component: nucleus. The record is from RefSeq and is a predicted model, not a curated record. NCBI's taxonomy places the organism in Eukaryota, Metazoa, Arthropoda, Insecta, Coleoptera, Chrysomelidae. Gene Ontology annotation, molecular function: nucleic acid binding; exonuclease activity.